UUGGCUUGGGUGAGAAGAAGAGGCAGCAGCAGCAGCGGCAGCCUCUCGGGCUGCAUCUAAAACUCGGGCUCCUGGGGGGCUGCGGGAGAUCCGGAGUCUGCAGCCGGCGAGAGGUGCAGAGCACAAGAAGGCAUUUCCAACUCCUGUAUCUUGCCCUGAAGACCCUGAAGGCGCUGCUUGGAUUGGGCCAUUCGCCUUGCGACACCAACAGAACAACAUCAUCCCCCUACCAGAUGAUUUCCCCAUCUCUGCUGCGGACUUAAGCUUCCAUUUGGUGGCUAGUUUUACCAGAGAACUUGCUCCGAGGAAUUGGGGGUGGGCAGGCACCCCCACCCACCCCCAACAGGAGCCUGCCGACAAGCCCCCUUUCUUCUCCCUGCAAGUCUGUCCGCUCCCCUCCUUUACCUCUGCUUUUGCCUUUGGGGAGACGCAAGAGGGUACCCCUUGGGUGGCCAGAUUUGGCCCACGGGCCUCGCCUUGCCGACCUCCGACACGAGACAGGGAUUUCCCUCGCGGGUUGACACAAUAUGGCUACGGGGAGAGGGGAAACGGCUGCCCUCCACCUGCAGUUCCAGGGUGCUCCAGAACCAGGAAUGCAGCCAGCGAUGAAAAUGGAGGCGCAAGACCCAUCUGCUCAUGAACUAGGGGGAGGGGCAGCUUCCCGCUUCCUUCCGGUUGGCUCCAUGCGGGAGUUUUUGGCCGGGGAAGCUCCUCAGCAGGUGAAGCAGGAGCCAGACGAGGGUCUGCAGCAGCACUGGGAGACCCAGAGGCAGGAGUUCCCCAAGGCAGUGCCCUAUCCCCAGCCAGGGUGGCGGAACCCACCAUUGCCCAAGCCCUUGCAGUGGGACACCAAUUCAUUCCAGACCUCCUAUGAGGCGGCUGCCAACCCGAGCCAGUGGCCCCCCGGAGGGUGGGUAGCCCAGAGCCUGUCAGGCCUCAGCCGGGAAACCCAGCCAGUCUACGGCGGCUCAGGGCACCGAGAGCGGAGGGGCUAUGGGAGCGUGAAGGAGGAGACCCCUGGUGACGACACGGUCAGCAUGGAGACGCGGCGCCAGCGCUUCCGGCGCCACCGCUACCAGGAGGCCGAGGGGCCCCGGGAGGUCUGCCGGCAGCUCCAGGAGCUCUGCCACCAGUGGCUGAGGCCCGAGAGGCACAGCAAGGAGCAGAUCCUGGAGGCUGUGGUCGUGGAGCAGUUCCUGACAGUCCUGCCCCAGGAAAUCCAGAACUGGGUCCGGGAGCACAGCCCAGAAACCUGCGCCCAAGCAGUCGCCUUGUCGGAAGACUUCCUGAUGAGGCAGCGAGAAGCCCAGAGAAAAGAACAGCAGGCUCUAUGGACGUUUGAUGAGGUGGUGGUGAACACCCCCAUGGCGCAGCAAUACCCCUCUGUGGCGCAACAGGUGCACUACCCAACAGUGGCGCUGCCAAUGCAGUACCCGCCCCUGGCCCAGCCGGUGCCGUUUCCUGCCAUCGGACCGCAGGCUCCGAAUCCUGUUGUGCCGGAGAGAGCACCGCCCGUCGCCGGGAGAACGCUGAUCUGCCGGGAACCUGUGCCUGAGGGAGGCAGGAGUCUCAGGCCGUAUGGCCCCAUUCAAGAGUUCCGGAGGCCCCUCACGAACGCCGAGAGGAUGCGGAACCGGCGGAUGCGGAACCGGAAGCAGCGCCUUGAGACCAGCAUGCAGCUGGUGGAGUCGGCUUCGAGGGCCCCUUCCAUGCUUUUGGACGCCAUGCGCGGCUUGCACCGCCAGGACCUGAAGGCCUUUGACAGGGCCAGGCAAGAGGAGAGGCAGCACAGGAAGCAGGAGAGGCGCCAGGACAGGGCCACGGCCCAGCUGAUGGUCAACGCUAUUGAGCGUUCCCACAACGACCUGGGCGAGUUCCUGGGGAGGCAAACGGCCACCAUGGCAGCCAUCGCGGCAGUGUUCGCCGGCCAGAGGUCUCCGUCGCAAGGAGCAUCCCUUGGCAGCUCGUACCAGGGGAACAGCAACCCACCUUGGGGCCCGCCGGAGGCUGGGACCCCCCUACCUCCCAGUCACGUGCCCGGCAUGCCUUCAGAGCCCGUGGCAGGCUCAGCCAUUCCGUGCCCGGUGCCUCCUCUGGCGACCCCAGGUGGAAUUUGCAACCCCAUCCCAGAACCUCCUCCUACGGACGGACCCCGAGAGGAUGCCGCUCCAGACUCGCCCACGCCAUCAACUUCUGACACCGCGUCGCGUACGCUAGACACGCGGCCGAGCAGAGGGACAAAAAGGAAGAUGUGGGAAUGACAAGGGGCACCCUUCUCCCUCUUGUAGUUUGCAUUUGGAUUUUGAUGGGAUUUUCUCAACGGGCAGGGCUGCCAGAACCCUGUUGCUCUUUUCCCAUCCACCUCCCACUUACCCUGGUUUUAACAGACAGCCCGUCUAUCUAUGCAAAAGAAAAAAAGCAAAAGCAAAAAGCUGCAUGGUCAGGUUGCAUAUUGGUAGCCAGUGAGAGCUGUAGGGUUCAGAGUCUGUGCCAUUCCAACAGAUAAAGAGGUGAGCUUUGAUCCAGGAGACCUGGGUGAGUGGACCAGUAGACCUGUUGAGCCAAGUUGCAUCUGCCUUUCUGUAAAAUGGGAAUAACCAGCCUACCUCACAAAAGUGUUUGAGGAGGGGUGCUUUGCAAAUGCAAGAGCCCCAUAAACACAUGCAACGUUGACUUGGUUGUACUUAGCAAGUCAACCUCUAUUGCUUAGAGAUUUUUUUAAAAAAAAUUAAGCGGUGGAGAAAUGCUUUUAAAUAUUAAAAUAAUAAUUUAAAGGAGGGCCAAGGGCAAGAGCUGUUUCAGUGAAGCAGUGUCUUGUGCCAAAGCCUUCAAAGGUGGCCAUGUCGAUACGGCAAUUUCUUAACAGCGUUUUAUUUAUUAUAUAAUAUUUAUUAUAAGAUGUUUUUAAAUACCCCUGUACUAGCUGUCCGUAGUGGCUAACCAAGCCAAAAAGUUACAACAGUAUUUACUAUCAAAUGAUGUACCCGUAAUACAAAAAGAGAGUAUUUUAAACACCAGAAGCCAACAAAAGAUUUUUUUAAAAGAGAGCAGUGUAGCAGAGAAGAACAUUGUACCCUUUCUAUUGGGCUCGUCACCGGUGCUAUCCCAUGAGUAUGGCCAGCAUUAUACCCAUUUUACAGAUGGGGAAAACUGAGGCUGAGCAUCGGUAGUGAGGUAUUUUUUUGUUUUUUUGUUCCAAGCUCUAAUAUUUUAAUUGUCGUUGUGAAAAGGUGGGUUGCUGCUGCUUACUGGGAGAAGGUGGAGAGAAAGAAGGCAAAGAAUUUGAUGUGCUGCAAAUGCACCAGUGGAGCCCACUGGGUGCUUCUGCUGGUGCUUUUGCACCGCACUGACUUCUCCACCUCUUUUUUAACUGACCCUCCUGCUUGAGCUGCAGCCAUUAGCUCAGGGCUGGGGAACAUUUUGGACCCCACCCCGGAUGUUGCUAGACUAGGGCUCCUCCAUUGUCUUCCGAGACGGACGGACGCCAAUCAACAACAGCUCCCAGCACCCAGGCAAGUUCCACCUGCAUUUUUUGCAAUUCUAGAUUCAAGCACAGCUCGGCUUUUCCCAAGCCAGGCUGGCUUCCUCACCGAAAUGUACCGAAGAUGUCAAAACCAGCCUUUCCUUCACCAGAAGCAGCAACAGCUUUUUAAAGACAAUCUGCCUUUUAAGAACCCGGGAGGUUUUCCCCCCUAAGACUGGCACUUGAGACUUGGCAUUUUGGAGCCCUCCUGGACCAUGCCGUUCGGUUUUGAUGGAUUUUUUUUUAAAAAAAUAAGUACUGUUUUUAAAUUAACUCUGUUAACCUGUCCAGCUUGCAAAACGUGUAUUUAUUUGUAAAUGUAUUCUGAGCUUUUUAAGUGGGAAGGAAUAAAAGAAUGAUCCGGUGGAGAGUUGGGGCAAACUUUGAGGGUAGGAUCGCUGGGGUUGGGUUGGGUUUGGCAAAAGAUUAAGACCAGGAGUAGGAAACCUGAAGGCCUCUGGAUGUUGCUGGACUCCAGCUCCCAUCAUCUUUGAGCAUAGGUUGUGCUGCCUGGGGCUGAUGGGAACUGGAGUCCAGCAACACCUGGAGGGCAGCGGGAUCCCCAUCUCCAAAACUGAUUUCCAUUUGCGCUAAAAGCCACAGAUCUUUUCAGUCUCAAAAUGCAGAGAGGGGGAAAUCAAACAGUGAAAACAGUCCAGAGGUGUGAGUUCUCUCCAUGUCAGAACACCCACGUGCAAAUGUUGGGAGAAAACAAAAAUUAUAUAUCAGGUCUGGGAAGCAUGUGGACCUCCCAAUGAUGAUGUUAGACUCCAACUCCCAUGAUCCCUGAGCAAUUGGCCACGCUGCCUGGGGCUGAUGGGAGUUGGAGUCCAGAAGCACCUGGACUCCAGCCCUGUUAUGCACCUUAAUGACACUCUCUGUUUACCUUUGAAGCAGCUUAGCAGGAAGUAACGCCAGACAAGGUUGGAUGAGAGACGAGUUAUCAGCCAGAUCAGGCAUAGGCAACCUUGGCUCUCCACAUGUUUUGGAACUGGGCCAGUGGUCAGGGAUCAUGGGAGUUGUAGUUCCAAAACAUCUGGAGAGCCAAGGUUGCCUAUGCCUGAGCCAUAUCAUUCUCAGCCAUGCUGAACCCAGGAGGAGUCUAUCAUUUGGAGCAAGAGCUGUGCCACUUCAGACUGCUUGUGUAACAAUAUGCUCCAUGCACGCACGCACGCACGCACACACACACAAAACGUCCCUGAACAUAGAAAAGUAGCUGGUGAGAAGGAAAGGCCUCCAGCCUAGAUCCCCCCUCCCCCAAGGAAAAAAAAGGCUAGUUUUUCAUGUUUACCAUCCACCUUCAACAUGAUGCUCUCCUGAUGAUGCCCAUAUCUCCAGGGUAGGGAAGAUUUAUUUAUAACAAUAUUUGUAUACUGUAGUUCCGUAAAAAAAAAAACCUACAGCAAUUAUCUAUAUGCAAUAAACAAAAACCCCACACGCAGAAAUUAAAAAAGUAUCAAUUGCCAGCUAACUAUUACUGAAAAUGUAUGGUGGAGAUAGAGGAAGUUGUGGCCUGAAGUUGCUACGGGCCCAAUUCCCAUCAAUAGGUUGGGGCUGGCUGGGGCUGAUGACAUCUUGAAAAGGUCCACAGGUUCCCUGAUCCUGCUGAAGAUGUAUAGCCCAGACACAGGCUUUCCCUCCUCAGCAAGAACCCAGCCUUUCCCCUCAAAAAGAGCAGCUGAUGAGGCCCACUAGGCCAUGCCUUGCUGUGUGCAAAUCUGCCAAUUGCUAAUGCCCAGAGCAUUUCCCAUAAUUCCCUGUCAGGCACUCAGGGUCUCUCCUUAGCUGUCUUCUCAGUGAGGAAGAGCAUUUCCCAUAAUCCCCUGCAAUGGUUCCCUGUCAGGCACUCAGGGUCUCGCCUUAGCUGUCUUCUCAGUGUGGAAGCCAGUUUGAGGACCUAGAUGGGCAAUUGGUUUUGCUCGUUUGGAGCAGGGGUGGGGAAUCUCUGGCCUCUUCCUGUUGCUGGGCUCCAGUUCCCCAUAAGCCCCAGUCAGCAUGGCCAAUGGGCAGAGAUCAUAGUCCAAUAAGGUCUGGAGUUCCACAGCCCCCCCCCCCAUCCUUGAUUCAAGAGAAAGCAACUUCCAAAGGGGCUCCAUAUCUAUUCUACCGUAGGAUUUUUCAAAGCAACAGUUACUUCUGGGCUAUUUGACUUCUCUCCCCUCUUUGUAAAACAAAAGCAACAUUCAUGGAGCAUUGUCAGUCUCCAAAGAUGCCCAGGGUCAUUGGCUUUCCAAUUGGGGUUUCUCAGAUGAAUUCCCCCCCCCCUCCCCACGUCACAAGUUUUGAAACUAUUCAAUAAAGUUUGUAAUUUUUCUGUGUGGUCUUGCUUUAUUUAUCUUGUUCAGCCCUCUUCUCCCCCCACCAAAAAACCAAAACAAAACCCUUGGUGGUGGCACUUUCAAAAUUGCAUCAAUUCAAAACAGAACCUCAUCCCCAGGAAUUCCCUUGCUAGUCAAUUAAUUGGGUCAGAGAUGGGAAACCUUUCUCUGGGUGUGAGGGAUGCAUUCUUCCAUGGGUGAUCAGUUGGGGCAUGCAAGCGAAUGCUGGCUGCUUCCAGAACCAGAAGGUCUCCCCUACCCUCCUCUG
Molecule: messenger RNA, 6109 nt
Organism: Zootoca vivipara (common lizard)
Lineage: Eukaryota; Metazoa; Chordata; Lepidosauria; Squamata; Lacertidae
Source: RefSeq, a predicted model, not a curated record